Molecule: messenger RNA, 4579 nt
Organism: Mizuhopecten yessoensis (Yesso scallop)
Lineage: Eukaryota; Metazoa; Mollusca; Bivalvia; Pectinida; Pectinidae
Product: protein cappuccino-like
Exons: 20
Coding region: 305-4579 (1424 amino acids)
Biological process (GO): actin filament network formation; cortical actin cytoskeleton organization; actin nucleation
Cellular component (GO): actin filament; cytoplasm; cytoskeleton
Molecular function (GO): actin filament binding; microtubule binding
Source: RefSeq, a predicted model, not a curated record
UUGGUUUACCGAACUGACAUGUCUGACAUUCCAAAAUUGCGAUUUUCGAUCUCUGAUAUGGAGUGUUAGGUAUCAGAACAUGGAUGGUGGUCAGCCAUGUAUGACGUUUGAACUAGAUCACCUUCUCUCUGCCUUCCUGUACAAAGCUAAUGUUAUUGAUGUGGAAUGGAUGGAGAUAACAGAUUAACCUCCGUGACAUGUAUACACAGGAAGACCUUUCCUACUGCAUUGGUGGUAUUGAAAAGGACGUAUCAAAGAUGACUUACUAAUUAGUUACCAGGAAGUCCAUACAUUCAAUCCCAAUAUGGCAAAUUGUGAUGACAAUUGUGUUGAAAAUGUAAUGAACACUUUAGAGUCAUUACACAUCAGUGAUCAACAUAAGGCCAGUAGUGACCAUGGGCAACAGGGCAAUGUAUUUGGGAGAACUCAAGGGGCAGGCAAAGCGACUGCCGAGGGGCACGUGCAAUCUGAUGUGGAGACUGUUGGUGGGGAGGGUGAGAUUUCUCGAGAGGCGAGACGGCGGCAACGGAGACAGGAAAGGGCCAGAUCCAGAGAGUCAUCUAUGGAACGAAAAAAUGAGGAAAAAGACACAAGUUCAAUAGACAGUGAAAUAGGAGGUCAAAAAUCUAGACGGAAACGUUUUAUAACAAGAGAUGCAGAGUCAUCUGAUGGAGAGAAAACAAACAGUACAGAAGUACCCUCUAUUGUUGUACCUGUUCUGGAUUCCACCAAACUUCCCCGGAGUCGGCAAAUAAGGAAACCGGCAGAGGGAACAAUAUCCCCACCAGUGACAUUACCUGUCAAGAUAGUUGAUGAAACCUCCAAGUCUGAGGCAACAUCCUCCUCUGUAAGUAAGGCUGAGGACCUACAGCGGCGGCGACAAAGGAGGCGAGAACUUAGUGCUGAACGGAGAUCCAGGAUGACUGCUCCACUUGUAUCUCCUGAACCAGAUAUAAUGCCAGAUGUCAAGACCACCACUGUUCCAACUGGCAAUAGACUGGGUAACAAUUUAAACACUAUGCAAAAUAAUACAUCUAAUUGUCAGCCUACAGGUGGUCCUGAAGUUCAUGUCCCUGUGAUUAAAAACGUUCAUUCUGAGGUAGUAACUGCACAAUCAGUGUCAUCAGGCUACCAAAGUAAUGACGAGUCAUCUGGACAGACAAAAUAUAAACUGUUAAGGACAACAAGGAGUGAUGGAAGAGAGAGACGAUUAUCGGGAAGUGACGGUGUUCCUAGUUCACAAAGUCCGAAGCAUAAUCUGCAUGCUCAGAAUUCAAAACAAUCUAAUGAAUACAAUUUGCCAUCAGAAGUAGACCAGAAAAAUGCAAAGUUAAUAUUUCAGUCAAGUCAUGAUAUGAAUGGAGAUGGUCUAGAAGGAGAUGAGUCUCAGAAACUAUCUGUGAAUGCUGGCAAUGCUUCUGCUGCUGGUGCCCCGGUAAGUCCCCCCUACAAGCACGGCAUGCAGAAUCUCUCUCCUAAGCCAUACAGUCCUCCUGGAAGACAUGAUGCCGAGGGAUCUUCACCAACAUUUUCACCUUGGCCAGCACAGCCUGUAUCCCCCUACCCAGCUAGUCCUCGCCAGGAUGUACGACCAGUCCAGCCAUCUCCCAUAUCAGAUGGGGAGGCUAGGCGUAGUCCUGGUCUAGCUCAGAUGAGCAGUAGAUCUCCACACGGAUCUGGGUCAACCCCGACUAAGUCCCAAAGUGCAGAGGAGAUGUCUGGUAGGAAGAAGGACCUGACACCUUCCUCCAAAAGUAGUAAGUCUAUGGACUUCAGUGACCAGAAUGCUUUUAAAGGAACAUCCUCAUUGAAGCGGACAGCACUUGUUACAGACUUGGACAAAGCCAUGCAGCAGAUGGACCAGGAAAGACUCCAUAAGCUGUUUAAGAAUGAGGGACAGACAGAACCCCAAAAUCAGAAACCGGCAGUUAGUGAAGGUGUGAUAGGGUCACCAGGGGAUAACGAUGUGAUGGAGACAGAUUUAGAUGCGGAAACUGUGACCCCUAGUAAAUACAGAACACCAACCAAAGCAACAGUACCUAUUGCAGGUAAUUCCACUUCAAGUGGAAAAUUACUUACUUCACUGAGAGAUAACUAUCAAAAACUACAAAAGACAGUAGCCUCCCACAGACAAAGGACAGGGUCUGACUCCUCCCUGCUGGAGAGACCAAAUAUAAAGAAAGUUAAGGAAAGACAGAAAACGGUGGAUGAUUCCUACAGACCGCAGGUCAAUCUAGAGGAUGCUGUUAGAUGGCCUGAGUCCAUACCAGGGAAACUAGAUUUCAGACAACUAGAUGUAUUCGAAGGGAAGAUGCUGCUGCAGUUUCUGUGUUCAUCAAUAGAUGAUAACCACUACUUACGCCUGAUACUGACCCCUCACGACCUCCAAGUGGUCAUCUCCCAGGUGGUCACCUGUCUCAUAGCCACCGGUAUUAUCAAGGAAUUGGAGGAGAGGGAAGGCCAGUUUGUCUUCAGGACGGAUUGUAUGUACUACUGGACCCACACGGAGCACCCAGUGACCAAACAGAAUGCUGACAUUGGCAAGCUGACGCCCAUGUGGCCACCCAACCUGUCUGACCAAGACAAUCAGCAUGGACUUAAGUACACAGAAGCAGCACGAUCACAUCACAAACAUAAAAAUCUUAUGCAACACCAGGCAGCUAUGGUCUCAUCACGACAUGAAUAUCAAGAGGAUCUGAAGAAACUCAAGGAAGAGCAUCAGGCAGUUCUGGACAAAUUCCGUGAAGAGCACGAGAAAAGUGUCAAAGAAUAUGCGGAGCGCAUUGCAAACCUACAGCUAGAGGUGGAAAAGUACAAGGCCCUAGCAGGCAUUGAGGAGUAUACACAAGAGGCUCUGGCAGAAGCAGAGGCUGCUGGGAAGGAUCUAGUCAAUGGACACGUUUAUGCACCAGACGGGUCAAGAAUAAUCGCAAUCACUGCCACACCACAGUCGACACCGUCUAACUCUGAGUAUCACACGCCAGCUGUGACACCCGAGUGUGUGACAGGGACUUAUCCUAUCAACAUACUCCGUGAGAAUGGGGACACCAUGGGCAUGCCUACCGUGCCUCCAGAGCUCCGGCCAGAUCCUCCAGCACCCCCUCCUCCCCCACCUCCUCCCCCUUUUAUGGCUGGCCCCCCUCCUCCUCCUCCUCCUCCACCUUUUAUGUCUGGCCCCGCUCCUCCACCACCCCCUCCUGCUCCAGGCAUGCUGGGACUUCAAAGCGAUAGAAGGCCCUCCAAAUCUCCGAUCAAUACGAAGUCGCCGAUGAAACCAUUGUUUUGGCAGAGAAUCCAAUUACAUGAUCUCAAACGUUCAAAGAACAAAGAUGUUGCCAAUGCCCGCCUAGUGUGGGAGGAGUUAUCAGAGGCAAACUUGGACUUCAUGGAGGUUGACUCACUGUUCUCCAAACAGCAGCUUAACACCAACCACCGAUCUAACCUCCAUCGUCGCAAGUCCCUACAACAACAGGCAGCCAAAGUGAUUGAACCUAAGCGAGCACAGGUGGUGGGCAUCCUGCUGUCCAGUCUGAGGAUGGAGAUGACAGAGAUAGAAAAAGCAAUUUUGACAUUUGAUACCUCAGUGGUCAAUGCAGAGAAACUCAGGGCAAUAUAUGACAAUCGAGGUGAAUCGGAUGAAAUAAAGAAACUGAAAAAGCAUGUUGACAAGCACCCAGAUGUACCACUUGACAAACCUGAUCAAUUUCUGUACGAUCUGACAUUAAUACCAGACUUCGCUGAUAGAAUAUACUGCUUUAUAUUUCAACAAACCUUCCAGGAAAGCAUGUCUGUGAUAGAAAACAAAUUCAAUAAUCUCAAGAUGACAGCUGAUUUGUUGAUGAGAGACGAGGGAAUCAGAAAUAUCUUAGGUCUAGUCUUGGCUGUAGGAAACUACAUGAAUGGAGGGAACCGAUCUCGGGGGCAGGCUGAUGGCUUCAGUAUAGAGAUAUUACCUAAUCUUAGGGAUGUUAAAACAAAGGACAACCGGUCAAGUCUGCUGUGGUACAUUGUUACCCAGUAUGUGAAGAUGUAUGAAAAUGACAUCACCAGCUCGGAUCGACUGACCGCUCCCAUCCCUGACACAAGUGACCUGAACCAGGCCAAACUAGUGGCAUUUGAUGAAAUUGAAAAGGAGAUGAAAAAAAUAAAGAAAGAUUUUGACGCGGCGGAGAAAUGUGCUGAGAGGAUAAUGAAGUCCAAAGCUAGUCAACAAUGCGUGCAACCUUUCCAGGACAUUAUGACUGAAUUCUUCGAAAGAGGACGUCGUGAAUAUAAAGAACAAGAAGACAAUUUGAAAGAAAGUCGUGAAAAGUUCCAGGAAGUUGUCAUGUUUUUCUGUGUAAAACCAAAGAGUGGAGAUAAGGAGGUAACUCCAGACUAUUUUUUCUCAUUAUGGCUGGGGUUCUGUAAAGAUUUCAAGGAUUUCUGGAAAAAAGAGCAACAGCGAGUCUUAAAGCAAAGAAUCAAGGAAGCCCAGACACGAGUAAGACAGCUACAGGAGGGUAAAAAGGUGGCGAUCUCUACACAGAUCAGGACGCGCUCAAAGAAACCAGGCGGAUUAGUAAGUACACUGAAAUAA